Messenger RNA from Caenorhabditis briggsae, 387 nucleotides. The record is from RefSeq and is a predicted model, not a curated record. NCBI's taxonomy places the organism in Eukaryota, Metazoa, Nematoda, Chromadorea, Rhabditida, Rhabditidae. Bases 1 to 387 code for a protein of 128 amino acids. The transcript has 4 exons.
AUGACAAGGCGCGCAUUGUUUAGCAGCCCGUGUCGAUUUACGGGGAGCAAACGACAACGAAAAGAAAUCGUCGGUCGUUUGUCUCGAAUCCCACCAAUUACUAAGGAUCAACUACAUUGUGGACAUCAAUUGGAAUUCGGAGAGGUUGCGACUUGCCAGAAAAGAAAUGAAGACUCGAAUACGGUAGUUCAACCAAAUACGAGACUCGCUGAUGGACACACUUACGUGCUCCCGCCACCACCAAAAGCAGGUGAUCGUGUUGUGCCAUCCGGAAAAAUGGUAGAAUGCAUCUGCACAAUAGGCCUCUUCGCUCUUCUAUUCAUGUUUUUGAAUAAACGUUUUUGCUUGAAAACCGUCGUGUUAUUCUCAAUUUUUCAGAUUUUUUAA